AUGGAACAUCCCUCCUGUCGGGGCGCGGCCCCAGUGGAUCCUAGUAUGGACCGCGAUAGCUUCAUCCUCGAUAACAUGAAUGAGAACCGAAGAUCAUACCUCGACCCUAUCCAACAAGAUGCCGUCACAGAUGUCGAAUCAGGCACAACAACACCAUCAGCCAGUAUCCGAAAACAACAAGAUCUAUCUUACGAUAUCUACGAUCCCAAUCGGCCGAAGCUCAAGUUACGCCAACGUCUGAAGCAUUUCACCUGGGCCUGGUAUACUCUUCCGAUGAGCACCGGUGGUCUAUCCCUACUGCUAUACUCCCAACCACAUCAAUUUCCUGGUCUGAAACAAAUCGGUCUUGCCAUCUACAUUAUAAACUUAUUGAUCUUCACUUCCGUCAGCACCGCCAUGGUGUCUCGCUUCUUACUACACCAAGGAACCUUCGUCAAGUCAUUGACACAUCCUCGCGAAGGCUUCUUUGUGCCUACUUGUCUCUUGUCAAUAGCCACCAUCAUCACCAGCACCGACCGUUAUGCGAUCGCUAAAGAUAACGCUAACCUUGUCUGGGCGGUGCAAGCCUCCUUUUGGGGCUACGUGGUGGUCACUCUGCUUCUAGCUAUUGGGCAAUACAGCUAUGUCUUUGCAGCCCACAGCUUCUCACUGUCGACGAUGAUGCCUACUUGGAUCCUUCCCAUCUUCCCCAUUAUGCUUUCAGGCACCAUCGCGUCUGUCAUUGCAGAGACUCAACCCAACCUCGAUGCGUUGGCGAUCAUUGGCGCAGGACUCACCUGUCAAGGUCUCGGGCUUAGCGUUGCCGUUAUGAUGUACGCACACAUGAUCGGACGUUUGAUGCAAGCAGGUCUACCAAACCGAGAGCAUCGUCCAGGUCUCUUCAUGUGUGUCGGACCACCUGCCUUUACCGCCCUGGCCUUGAUCGGUAUGGCAAACGGUAUGCCUUCAGACUGGGACAUUCUGCAAGGCAACAGUGUCGGCGCAUUGGCUAUUAUUAAGUUGAUUGCUAUCAUGAGUGCUAUCUUCUUGUGGGCUCUUAGUCUCUGGUGGUUUGGUAUCGCUUUAGUCGCUGUUCUCCGAUCGCCGCCAAAAUACUUCCAUCUCGGUUGGUGGGCGAUGAUCUUCCCCAACACAGGCUUCACUCUGGCCACCAUCUCUAUUGCAAAAGCUCUUGAAAGCCCUGCCAUCGGCUGGGUGGCCACUGGUAUGAGCAUCGUUAUCAUCUGUGUUUUUAUCUUCGUUUUUGUUAGUCAUGUGAAGGCUGUCAUCACUCAGGACAUCAUGUACCCCGGGCGAGAUGAGGAUGUCGAGGACCAUUGA
Messenger RNA from Fusarium coffeatum, 1320 nucleotides. RefSeq lists its product as uncharacterized. Gene Ontology annotation, cellular component: membrane. The transcript has a single exon. The coding region runs from base 1 to 1320 and encodes 439 amino acids. Gene Ontology annotation, biological process: malate transmembrane transport. The record is from RefSeq and is a predicted model, not a curated record. Lineage: Eukaryota; Fungi; Ascomycota; Sordariomycetes; Hypocreales; Nectriaceae. Gene Ontology annotation, molecular function: malate transmembrane transporter activity.